This is a messenger RNA of Prorocentrum cordatum, 882 nucleotides long. The record is from the annotation of a GenBank genome assembly. Lineage: Eukaryota; Dinophyceae; Prorocentrales; Prorocentraceae.
AUGGGCAGGGACGGGUACCAGGACGACACACAACUCUUCACUAAGGCGGGGGUGUUGGCGGACUGCUGGCCCAACGUCCAUGCUGCUCUCGCGCGCUUUGCGAUGACUUGGAAGACGCCAGUCUGCCAGCCGAGGCCUGCCCGUGCGCAGUUCGAGACCGAGGCCAUUGUCGACGACCAGCACGUGGCGGCCCUGGCCCGCCGCGUCGCCGAGUUUAAAGUCACCCAGCCCAGGAUCGCUGCGAUUCACCUCGCCUGGACUCUCCUGUCCAAGUUUGGCGCGCGCUUCCGUGCUCAGGCCCCUUCGUUUGGCGCGCGCCUGGUGCCAUCCACGGCACCGGGCGCAGUGGCCGAGCCCGUGACCAGCAGUGUGAGAGAGGUGUUCCAGCACGACGCGGCGGCUCGCCGGUCGGACGAGCACGCGCUCGGCCAGUUGCGUCCUGCGGGCGCCCUCGGAGGGCGUGACCUCUGCCCCGAAGUCGAGCAGCGCGUCGCUGCCGCUGCGCUCUGGGCCAGCCCGGGUGUGCACGGAGCGCCGCGUCCCCCGCGGCUCGCUGGCGGCCUCGGCAUGGCCCAGUGGCGCUUGGAGCAGGUGGGCGGGCAGGGCGGCGUGAAGUCCACCCCUGGCAUCUGCGGGGAGUGCUCCAGCGGUCCGUGGGUUCAGCAUGUCGCAAUCGACGAGCCAGGCGCGCUCAAGCUCAUCCUGGAGGCCAGCUGCGUGUUCAACUACCUGGAUGCCCUGGAGGCCCGCCGGCUGUGGCGGGCACAUGGGGCAGAGGGGCAGACAGAGAUGUUGUCCGCUGGUGGCCCCAGCGUUUGCGCGAUGUGGUCGCAGAUGCCCGCGUCGCUGUGCGAGUACUUCCCGACGAGCUACUUUCGUUCG